AUGGGACAUUGGAAGAAUCUCUUUAGCGCCGAUCGUGGCAGGACCCGGCAUCGAGUCGAGGUGGAACGUCGUCGGCUGCUACCGGCCUAUGCUGCUGAUGAGUCUGACGCCUCUGAUGCUUCAAAGGAAAUUGCAAAGGUUGCUCUUCGGUUGAAAUAUCAAAUUGAGCAGGUUGUCUCCUGUGAGAUACAGGAGAAUGUCUUGACCGACCCAAACAGCCGUAUCAUCACGGAUGAUGUGGUUGCGACUGCUAAGCAGGCCGGUGGAGAAGAAUACAAAGCAUGUGUUGUCUAUUGUCUUCUGGUUUGUCUGCGAUGGUUCAAGAUUCAAUCAUCUGUCGAGCUUUGGGAUUCCGAUCUCCAUGAGAUUCGGGCUGUGGCUUGCGAGGUCAUCGCCAAGCGCAUUAUCGAAUCCGAGCAGAACCAAGAUUACGUGUUGAGAGACAUUUUACUCAAGCGAUACUCCAUCUUCAGUGAAGGUGUAGAGACUGAACCCGCCAAUGUCAUUGAACGAUCGGUAGAUCUCCAUGCCUUGCGGAUCAUCAGUUGUGCCGCGUACCAGAAAUGUAUCCAGUACCUAUGGAGAGGUUGGAUUUGUCAGGAAGAGGGCAACCCAACUAACUUUGUCGAAUACAGCGAGAAGUCUAACACCAGUUAUUGGGUUCAUUUCCAUCCUGAUCGGAUGCGGACCCCUCUCUAUCAGAAUGUCUGCCAAAUUUUGUUUUCCUUGAUUUACCUUGCGAUUUAUACCGCAGUUAUCAAUACCGUGAACCCAACUGGUGAUCUGGACGUGGCCGAAGCCAUACUUUACGUUAUGACUCUUGCGUUCAUCUGCGACGAGGGAGUCAAAUUUUGGAAGGUGGGAUGGAAUUACCUCGAAUUCUGGAAUGCCUUCAACUCAACCCUCUACACCAUCCUGGUGGUGUCCCUUGCCUUGCGCUUUAUUGCAUUGGCACACUCAUCGUCCACCCACGAUGAACAAAGGCAGAUAUACAACGAGCUCAGCUACAACUUCCUGGCCUUUGCGGGCCCUAUGUUCUGGAUACGCAUGAUGCUAUAUCUUGACUCGUUCCGCUUCUUCGGUGCUAUGUUUGUGGUUCUUCGAGUCAUGAUGAAGGAGAGUUUGAUCUUCUUCGCUCUUCUAUUUGUGGUUAUGGCUGGUUUCUUCCAGGCCUUCGUCGGCAUGGCCCAAGUGGAUCCCGAUGUCCCUCUCCACCGAAAUAUUCUCCAGGGAAUGAUAAAUAGUAUCAUGCAGAGUCCUGAGUUCGACACUUUCCAGGAGUUUGCAUUUCCCUUUGGCAUCAUCCUCUACUAUGUGUUCAACUUCAUUGUUAUGACUGUUCUGUUGAAUAUUCUCAUCGCCUUGUACAAUAGCGCAUAUGAGGAUAUCGCUGGCAAUGCCACGGACGAGUACAUGGCCAUCUUCGCGCAGAAAACCAUGCAGUUCGUCCGCGCUCCAGAUGAGAAUGUCUUCAUCCCGCCGUUCAAUCUCGUUGAGAUUGUAUUUCUGAUCGCCCCAUUCGAAUGGUGGCUUUCGCGGGAGGCUUACGCCAAGGUGAAUGACAUUGUAAUGGGCGUGAUAUAUUCGCCGCUGCUUGUUGUUGCGGCCUGGGAUGAGACCCGCCAGGCGCAUCAGAUUCGAUGGAAUCGUCGCCAUGGCGAAGAAGAUGAUGACUGUGCCCAGGAAUGGGAGCAUGUGGCCAAGGAGGUCAAUUUUGAUCUUGAUGAUACUUGGAAACAGCAAAUAGUUGAGUCCACACCGGAUAUCAAGGUUGAUAGCUGUACAUAUGAACUCAGAGAGCUGAGGGAGCAGGUUAGGAUGUUGACCGAGAUGGUGAAGGGAUUGACUCAGGAGAUGGACAAGAAAGUGGAUGAAGCAAGCUAG
Penicillium concentricum is the source of this 1884-nucleotide messenger RNA. RefSeq names its product putative potassium ion channel Yvc1 (gene yvc1). The record is from RefSeq and is a predicted model, not a curated record. Bases 1 to 1884 code for a protein of 627 amino acids. The transcript is spliced from 5 exons. Lineage: Eukaryota; Fungi; Ascomycota; Eurotiomycetes; Eurotiales; Aspergillaceae.